Molecule: messenger RNA, 153 nt
Organism: Peronospora matthiolae
Lineage: Eukaryota; Oomycota; Peronosporomycetes; Peronosporales; Peronosporaceae
Source: the annotation of a GenBank genome assembly
AUGCCUCGAAAAGGUAGCAGUCCGCAGGAAAUCCCUGGCUUUGGGCUGUCUACCAAGUUCGAGGUGUCCGGCAUCGCUUCAGUUUCCACCCUCCACGAUCCAGCCCAAGUCGCUGACACGUUCGCCGAGCGCAAACGCCAUACCCAAGACUAG